Molecule: messenger RNA, 4048 nt
Organism: Trichechus manatus latirostris (Florida manatee)
Lineage: Eukaryota; Metazoa; Chordata; Mammalia; Sirenia; Trichechidae
Product: zinc finger protein 805-like
Exons: 4
Coding region: 125-2818 (897 amino acids)
Biological process (GO): regulation of DNA-templated transcription
Cellular component (GO): nucleus
Source: RefSeq, a predicted model, not a curated record
CGGGGGACACUGAGGCCCGGAGUGCGAAUCAGCUGAGGUCACCCUUUCCCGAGAAGGGAAAGCCGCGGGACCCGCCCUGGUCGCCAGCCUCUCACUGUUGCGGCUUUGUUCACAAGGUCCCAGGAUGGCGGUGGCGCUGAGGGACCGGGCGCAGGUGUAUGUGACCUUUGAGGAUGUGGCCAUUAAUUUCACAAGGGAGGAAUGGGGACAGCUGGACCUGACCCAGAGAACCUUGUACUUGGAGGUGAUGCUGGAGAUCUGUGGGCUCCUGGUCUCACUGGGGGGCAAAGCAAAACUUGAGUCCACAGAGCCAACCACUCCUGAGCUGGCGUUGUCUGAGGGAGCCUCAGACCAGGGACGACUGACACAGGUAGUCUCCAAAGACUGCCAGCUGGGACGAUACAGGGGUCAGGAGGGUCCACUGGAAAUGCAGGACCAACAUUUGAGACCAGGGAUAGACCCCCAGGAGGGGCAGCUCCCUGGGAAAAUGAGCCCUGAACAUGAUGGUUUGGGGACAGAUGAUGGUGCGUGUUCAAGGAUUCUGCAGGAGCAAGUCUCUCCAGGAGAUGCUGUCCGUGACAGUGACUCACAUAGACCUGCUAAAGAUGCCAUGACUCAUGAAAAGAGAAAUCCCUAUGUAUUCAAGGAAUGCGGGAAAGUGUUUAACAAAAGACUUCUCACUCAACAUGAGCGGAUUCAUUCUGGAGUGAAGCUCUAUGAGUGCACAGAGUGUGGGAAAACUUUUAGCAAGAGCACAAACCUCAUUCAGCACAUCAAGGUCCACAUUGGGGAGAAGCCUUAUGAGUGCACAGAGUGUGGGAAGUCCUUUAGCUUCAGGUCACGCCUUGCACGGCACCAGCAGUUUCACACUGGGGAGAAGCCCUAUGCAUGCACAGAGUGUGGGAAGGCCUUCAGCCACAAGUCAAAACUUACAGAGCACCAGCGGAUUCACACUGGGGAGAAGCCCUAUGAGUGCACAGAGUGUGGGAAAGCCUUCAGCCACAGGUCCCAACUUACACAGCACCAGCGGAUUCACACAGGGCAGAAGCCUUAUGAAUGCAAAGAGUGUGGGAAGGACUUCAGCCACAGGUCAAAACUUGCAGAGCACCAGCGAAUUCACACUGGGGAGAAGCCCUAUGAGUGCACAGAGUGUGGGAAGGCCUUCACCCACAGGUCACAACUUGCACAGCACCAGCGGAUUCACACUGGGGAGAAGCCCUAUGAGUGCGUUGAGUGUGCAAAGGCCUUCAGCCGUAGAUCCCAACUUAAACGACACCAGCGGAUUCACACUGGGGAGAAGCCCUAUGAGUGCAUCGAGUGUGCAAAGGCCUUCAGCUGUAGGUUCCAACUGACACAACACCAGCGGAUUCACACUGGGGAAAAGCCCUAUGAGUGCACACAGUGUGGGAAGGCCUUCAGCUUCAGAUCACACCUUACACGGCACCAGCAGUUUCAUACUGGGGAGAAGCCCUAUGAGUGUAUUGAGUGUGGGAAAGUCUUCAGCCACAGGUUACAACUUGCACAGCACCAGCGGAUUCACACUGGGAAGAAGCCCUAUGAGUGCAUCGAGUGUGCAAAGGCCUUCAGCCGUAGGUCCCAACUUACACGACACCAGCGGAUUCACACUGGGGAGAAGCCCUAUGAAUGCAUUGAGUGUGCAAAGGCCUUCAGCUGUAGGUCCCAACUUACACAGCACCAGCGGAUUCACACUGGGGAGAAGCCCUAUGAGUGCACAGAGUGUGGGAAGGCCUUCAGCCAGAAGGCACACCUUAUAAAGCACCAGCGGAGUCACACAAUUCACUCUGGUCUGAAGCCCUUUGAGUGCACAGAGUGUGGGAAAACUUUUAGCAAGAGCACAACCCUCCUUCAACACCACAUCAUCCACACCGGGGAGAAGCCCUAUGAGUGCACAGAGUGUGGGAAGGCCUUCAACCAAAGGGCACACCUUACGCAGCACCAGCGGAUUCACACUGGGGAGAAGCCCUAUGAGUGCAGUGAAUGUGGAAGGGCCUUCACUCACCACUCCACUUUUGUCUUGCACAAGAGGAGCCACACAGGGGAAAAACCUUUUGAGUGCAAGGAGUGUGGGAAGGCCUUUCGUGAUCGGCCAGGCUUCAUUCGACACUACAGCAUCCACACUGGAGGGAAGCCCUAUGAGUGCAUUGAGUGUGGGAAGGCCUUCAACCACAGGUCAGAACUUACACGGCACCAGCGGAUUCACGCUGAGAAGAAACACUAUGAGUGCGUUGAGUGUGGGAAGGCCUUCAACUACAGGUCACACCUUGCACAGCACCAGCGGAUUCACACUGGGGAGAAACCCUAUGAGUGCAGUGAGUGUGGGAAGGCCUUCAACCAAAGGGCACACCUUACGCAGCACCAGCGGAUUCACACUGGGGAGAAGCCCUAUGAGUGCAGUGAGUGUGGAAAGACCUUUGCUCAUCUCUCCACUUUUGUCUUGCAUAAGAGGAGCCACACAGGAGAAAAACCCUUUGAGUGCAAGGAAUGUGGGAAAGCCUUUCGUGAUCGGCCAGCGUUAUUUCGACACUACAGCAUCCACACUGGAGAGAAGCCCUAUGAGUGCAGUGAGUGUGGGAAGGCCUUCAACCGCAAGUCACACCUCACUCAGCACCAAAGGAUUCAUACUGGGAGAAGCCCUAUCAGUGUGACAGAUGUGGGAAGACCUUUCACAAGUGGGCAAACCUCAGUCAACAUCCAAGGACUUCUAUUGGGGAUGGAAAAUCUUUGGCCAGAGGAAACUUCUUAUUCAGCAUCUGAUCAUUCAUGCCAAAGGGAAAGCUCACAAAUGUCAUCCCUGUGAGGAAGCAUUCUGUCAUAGAUCAUUACUUGUCAUCUAAGGGUCAUAUUAGAAAUUGAGCCACAUAGAGUCUGACUACAUCUGAAAAUUCAUCCAGGAGAGAGACCCAGUGAUCACUGUUCACUUAGGAAAACCAUCAGCCACAUCUUUGUUAGUUUCCUCUGCAUUGUUAUCUCAGGAAUAUUUAAACCAAGAAUGAGAAGGCAGAGGAGACAUAGAAAAUAAAAAGAAAUGGAAACAGCAGUUUUUUUCAGAGUUCCCAGCCAAGCUUAUUAUAAUUUGUCAUUGGUUCCUUAUUUGAGGAUAAGAGAGUUGUUUCAGAGGUCAAAGGGCCUUGUCCCUGUUAUACAUUCACUGCUAUCCAGUGCCCAUGGAGUUUGUCAGUUGAGGACAGGUUGGAAAAAAUUUGUUAAAAGCCUUGUUCUACAGCAUUAUCCUACCCUUGAGGUACGUAAGUCUUUAUGGAAAAAAUGAAGGCUUAAGUUAUGAAAUAGUUUCUAUUUAAAGAGGUAAGGAUACACAUACAGGUGGGCAUUUUUUUUUUUUUUUUAAAGUUUCUUCAUGUAGUUCCAAGUGCCAGCAUUCAUACUUUUUUAAAUCACUAUUUUUUUUUUUUUUCCUUCUGUGGCAUCUGGAUGACAGUAUAGCUGUGUGACUUCCCAGAUGACCCUUAAAACUUUUCUCUGACUAGGAUUCCUCAGCUUCUUUAAUCCUCUGUAGAGAAACUUCUCCAAUUCUACCUCGGCAGUUUUCUAGGGGUUGAUUACAGCUGGGGGAAAAAAAAAACCACACACACAUAGCUAAAUUAAACGAUCAUAUAAACUCAGAAAAACAUGGAGAAGGAAUCAUAUUUUUCAUCUUAUAAAAGACUGUGUGAAGACUUGCUUUAAAGUGACUAGAUACAGAGAUGGAAAAUCUAAUCCUCAGUGUUAUAUGGAAAGACAAGACCCCAAAUAGCCAAAGCAGUUUUUUUUUCUAAAUUUUAUUUAUUUUGUUGAGAAUAUACACAGCAAAACAUACACCAAUUCAGGUUUCUGCAUGUAAGUUUAGUGACAUUGAUUACAUUGUUCGGGUUGUGCAACCAUUCUUACCCCUUUUUCUGAAUUUGUUCCUCCCUCAAUAACAUAAACUCACUGCCCCCUAAGGUUCCUGUCUAAUCUUUUGAGUUGCUGUUUUCAAUUUCACCCCAUAUAGAUAGUUUUUGAAAGAGCAUAAUACUCAAGGCAGAUCUUU